Molecule: messenger RNA, 810 nt
Organism: Lodderomyces beijingensis
Lineage: Eukaryota; Fungi; Ascomycota; Pichiomycetes; Serinales; Debaryomycetaceae
Source: the annotation of a GenBank genome assembly
AUGAAACGUGGAGCAGGUCCUGCGAGGGAAAAGAACGGUAGUGGCGGUGGAGCCACGGGUGGCAUUAGCAGCAACAACAACGCGCCGAAGCAGAUCAAGAAGUCGGUAUCUUUUCGAAGUGACGUGAACGGAGCAUUUGCCAAUGCCGCUAGUAGCUUGCCCGACCCCCAGGACGUCGUUCCUCAGGUCAAGAGUGAUUUGGCGGUUCUACCAGUGCACAAUUUGCUAGUGCUCGGCGGGAUGUUUUACUUUGGUCUAACCAACAACGUGGAAGGGGUGAUGCUCAAAGGAUAUAUCACGAGUUUACCGCUCGAGGCCAUCUACAACUACAUGGUAAUCACCAACUUAAAGAAACGGUCCAAGCACGAUAAUGUGCCCUUGCUCAUACUCUCGAGUAUACUAGUGAGUCUCGUUUACGCGGUUCCCUUGUUUUUCAUCAUCAUCUUGCUUGGUGCGCCAGUUUACGGAUACACCACCAAGACCAUUUUGCUUGCGCUACAUUUAUCUCAAUUGGUCAUCGGGCCGCUCGCGUGUUUGUAUUCGUUAGAUUUCGACAGGUUCAAGAUCUUGUUUGAGUUGGAAGACAUCUACUACACCAUUUUCAGCCACAGCAUUUUGUCGCAAGCGUUGUUGACCCUCGGUGGUUGCUGGCUAGGUGUGAUACCGAUCCCGUUGGACUGGGACAGACCGUGGCAACAAUGGCCAAUCACGUUGUUGGUUGGUGCGUACUUGGGCGGUGUCGUUGGUGGGUUGGUCACCAUGGCUGUGCGUUUGUAUGCGCGGCUGAGGACAGUCGAUGCAUCAGGCUAG